Messenger RNA from Labeo rohita (rohu), 1185 nucleotides. RefSeq names its product CDKN2A interacting protein (gene cdkn2aip). The coding region runs from base 147 to 1085 and encodes 312 amino acids. The transcript has 4 exons. The record is from RefSeq and is a predicted model, not a curated record. Gene Ontology annotation, cellular component: nucleolus; nucleoplasm. Lineage: Eukaryota; Metazoa; Chordata; Actinopteri; Cypriniformes; Cyprinidae.
GCCAAAACCCCGGUCGCAUAUUGAUGACGCAAAUCCCGAGCGCGACAGGGGAAGUGCUCAGCCAGCUCCACUACACUCACAUUUAACAUAAUAUUUUACCAUAUACAGCUGAUGAGGACUCCUUUGCAGAGAAUAUAUUUAGAGUGAUGGCGGCAGGGAGAGGAGAAGAUAUUGUCUCUGAGUUCCUCAGUCAGAAUCCACACCUGGCGAACUGGGUGGAAUCUUUAAGAGGAACCUGUGAGACAAAUAAACAGUGGCAUGCCAGAAGAGAGUUUGUCCUGCGCAACAUGGAGGCCUUUCCUACCAUCCAACCUGGGAUCCCAAGUUCUAGUUUGGACAGACUUCUGUCUCUGUCCAUGGUUUGGGCCAAUCACGUGUUUUUGGGCUGUCGAUAUCCACAGCCUGUAAUGGACAAGGUAAAUGAGAUGGCAGAAGGAAUCACUGUGACUGACGCCCCUGAGCGAAAGACUAGAGAUGAAAUCAUGGGAAAAACAAAAAGACCUGCAGUUUCAGCAGUGGAUGCUGAUUACCAGAGUAAAAAGGCUAAAGCCAGUGAUACAGACGUCAAAGCUCAUGCGAAGACUGUUGGACGUCCAUCUGCCAGUACCCUGAAAUCGGCCCCUCCGCCGGGGGCUCCUGCAGAACACCAGCCCUUUUUUAAUCGACUCUAUAAGGCAGUUGCUUGGAAGCUUGUGUCUGCUGGUGGCUUUGGCCCCAACCUGGAACACUUUGAAAUCUUGCGCAGUUGUGUGGAGUCAUGCAAGGCCAGUCUUACCUGUGUGUUCGUUCCACUCAAAGACAUUCCUGACCUGCCUAUGGGACGUACCCAGAAAGAAGGACAGGUUUGUGAACUGCGCUGCUGCACCGUCUACAUGGGUACGGGCUACGGGCGUGAUGAGUGCGCUGCCAAGGCAAUGGCCUCCAAAGAAGCGCUCAAAGUAUUUCAAGGGCAAAAAGUGACAGUGAAAGUUUGCCGUCGCAGGUUCAGAGGACGAGACGUUGACGAUUUGGUUCUGCUGGAUGAACAGACCAGGAGCCAGGUUUUCCCUCCAGCUCUCAGCUACCCCUUUCAGGAAGACCAGUAGAGCUUCAUUCUGCCACAGUGAUAGAAAGUUGUAGAUUUAGUUAUGGAGACAUUUUUCACUGCAGUUCCAAAGAGUUUAAUUUGUUCAGAUUUCAGUUGUU